GUUUUUCUUUGGGUUGAAACAAAAACGGAGACCAUUUCGACCUAGAGUGGAACUUCGCGGUACCGUUGACAUCCGGUAAAUAGCGAAGCUUAGUCAAAUCAAGCAAGAUGUUGAGGCUUUGGCCACUGGCAAGAAACUGCAAGGCCACCAAAGCCUUAGCUUCAUUAGCACGAUGCAGCUCUACUGGUGCCCCUGCAAAAGUGGAGGUGUUUGUGGAUGACAAGCCUGUGCAGGUUGAGCCUGGUACCACAAUACUGCAGGCGUGUGCCGAGGCUGGUGUAGAGAUCCCACGCUUCUGCUACCAUGAGAGACUCUCCAUCGCUGGCAACUGCAGGAUGUGCCUCGUGGAGGUGGAAAAGUCACCCAAGCCGAUCGCGUCCUGCGCCAUGCCGGUGAUGAAGGGAAUGAAGAUCAAGACUGACUCUGAGAUGACGAGGAAGGCACGCGAGGGAGUGAUGGAGUUCCUCUUGAUGAACCAUCCCCUAGACUGUCCCAUCUGUGACCAGGGAGGGGAGUGUGACCUGCAGGAUCAGUCCAUGGCAUUUGGAAGUGACAGAAGUCGCUUUACAGACAUGGAGCAUGGGGGCAAGAGAGCUGUUGAAGACAAAAAUAUCGGACCUUUAAUAAAAACAAUAAUGACAAGGUGCAUCCACUGUACAAGAUGUAUAAGGUUUGCCAGUGAGGUGGCGGGCGUGGAUGACCUGGGUACCACCGGGCGCGGAGGUGACAUGCAGGUGGGCACAUACGUAGAGAAGAUGUUCAAAUCUGAGCUGUCCGGCAACAUCAUAGACCUCUGUCCUGUGGGGGCACUCACAGCCAAACCUUCAGCAUUCACGGCCAGGCCCUGGGAGACAAGGCGUAUUGACUCAGUGGACGUGAUGGAUGCCCUCGGCAGUAAUAUUGUGGUGAACACGCGCACCAAUGAAGUACUGAGAAUCCUCCCAAGAACUAAUGAUGCGGUGAAUGAGGAGUGGAUAUCAGAUGCAACGAGGUUUGCCUAUGACGGACUGAAGAGACAGCGUCUCACGGCUCCCUUUGUGCGCAAUGCAGCGGGCCAGCUGGAGCAGACAGACUGGGAGACCGCUCUCGUCAAGGUCGCACAGAAGCUGGUGCAGGUACCUGGUGAGAAGGUCGCAGGCGUGGCGGGGGGUCUGGUGGACGCUGAGGUCCUGGUGGCCCUCAAAGACUACCUCAACAAGCUCGGCUCUGAGGCCUUAUGUACUGAGGAGAUCUUCCCUAUGGAUGGGGCUGGCACUGACCUGCGCUCCAACUACCUGCUGAACACAGGCAUCCAGGGGGUUGAGAGAGCUGAUCUGAUCCUGCUGGUUGGUACCAACCCGAGAUUUGAGGCUCCUCUCUUCAAUGCCAGAAUCAGGAAGAGCUGGAUCAACAAUGAGCUGACUGUAGCAGUGGUGGGUACACGGGUGGACUUGACAUACGAUUAUGACCACCUGGGGGACUCCACAAAGAUACUGGCAGACAUCGCAGCUGGGAAACACCCGUUUGCUCAGACACUAGGAAAAGCUAAGAACCCAAUGGUGGUUGUUGGCAGUGCAGCUCUCCAAAGGAAAGAUGGGGCCGCCAUACACCGGGCUGUAGCCACCAUGGCCCAGAACGCCCGGGUACAGUCAGCCUGUGGAGACGACUGGAAGGUCCUCAAUGUACUUCACAGGGUGGCCAGCCAGGUGGCAGCUCUGGACCUGGGCUAUAAGGCUGGUGUGGAGUACAUCCGUAACAACCCACCCAGCGUACUCUACAUGCUGGGGGCAGACGAGGGGGCCCUCACACGAGACCAGCUGCCCAAAGACUGCUUUGUCAUCUACCAGGGUCACCAUGGUGAUCGUGGUGCUGCUAUGGCCGACGUGAUCCUGCCUGGGGCAGCGUACACAGAGAAGGAUGCCACGUAUGUGAACACGGAGGGGCGGGCACAGUACACCAAGACUGCUGUCACACCACCUAUGUUGGCCAGGGAGGACUGGAAAAUCAUCAGGGCUCUCUCAGAGAUGACAGGCAAUGCCCUGCCCUAUGAUCGUAUUCAGGAUGUGAGAGACCGCCUGUACGACGUCUCACCCAAUCUUGUACAGUACGGGGCAGCCGAGGAUGCCAACUACUUCAAACAGGCACAGGAACUUGCAGCUGGCAUAUCUGGAAAAUUGGAAGAAAAACCACUGACACCGUCUUUGCUAAACUUGAAGGAUUUCUAUAUGACAAACUCUAUUGGUCGAGCAUCACAGACCAUGGCAAAAUGUGUGAAAGCUGUACAAGAAAUGCCCUAAACAGACUUCAUGUUGACUAUUAUAAGGAGAGUUUUGUUUUCUGACAUACUAAGAUUGAUGUGUUUACUGAGAGAAUGGAAAGUUAUGUUAACUGUACAUGUUUUGUGGUGUUUUUGAAAAAACAAGAUAUUUUCGUUAAAGGUUUAUGUACUGUUAUAUGUGGUUAUAAGUUAUAGCUAACAAGUCUAUACAUUUUCAAAAACAAUUUAAGGAAAUACACUUCUGUAAAAAUUCAAAGAUUAUAAAAGGAAAUAAGCUUUCCUGUAACUAAGGUGUGCUUAAAAUUUUUGUUUGUGAAAAAUUAUUGUUUACAAUUUCAAGAUGAACUCUUGAUAGUUAUUAAAAAGAUAAAAAAAGA
Messenger RNA from Dreissena polymorpha, 2634 nucleotides. RefSeq names its product NADH-ubiquinone oxidoreductase 75 kDa subunit, mitochondrial-like. The coding region runs from base 108 to 2276 and encodes 722 amino acids. Gene Ontology annotation, molecular function: iron-sulfur cluster binding; NADH dehydrogenase (ubiquinone) activity. Gene Ontology annotation, cellular component: membrane. The transcript is spliced from 18 exons. The record is from RefSeq and is a predicted model, not a curated record. Gene Ontology annotation, biological process: ATP synthesis coupled electron transport. Lineage: Eukaryota; Metazoa; Mollusca; Bivalvia; Myida; Dreissenidae.